AUGUUAGUAGUUCUCAGAAAGCUAUGGAAUUGAAUGGUACAGAAAUUGAUGGUCGUCCUAUUCGACUUGAUUUUUCUCCAGACAGACAGACAAAUGGCAAAAGUAAUGGCAAAAGUUCUCGUUUUGACAGUCGUAGCAGUGGGCGCGGUUUCAGCGGUGGGCGUGGUUUUAGAGGUAGUCGCGGCAGCCGUGGCGGACGUGGCGGCCGUGGCGGAAAUAGUUAUGCAGCUGCAAACCGAGGAGCGAUUGUCCCCCCACAGGGAAAAAAAGAUAACCUUUGA
Dentiscutata heterogama is the source of this 281-nucleotide messenger RNA. The record is from the annotation of a GenBank genome assembly. Lineage: Eukaryota; Fungi; Glomeromycota; Glomeromycetes; Diversisporales; Gigasporaceae.